CUUUUCCUUUUCUUCAUUUCUAUCUCUUUAUUAUAUAUAAAUUACAUAGAAUUAUAUUUAUAAAUACUAUAUGUCAUGCAGUAUGAACGAAAAAAAUAUAUUAUUGAAAGAUUGGACUAUUAUUACAAAGUAAUAAAUACUACUAUUCUCUCGAAACAAAAUGCUGCUAGUGGAUUGAUUCCAGCUUCUGUUGCUAUCACGAGUCAUGGUGAUUAUACUGAUGCUUGGGUUCGUGACAAUGUAUAUUCCAUUUAUGCUGUGUAUGGUCUUGCUCUUGCUUAUCGACGGUUAGACGAUGAUAGUGGAAGAACUUUUGAAUUAGAACAUGCAGUCAUCAAAUUGAUGCGUGGAUUAUUAUUUGCCAUGAUGAGACAAGCUACAAAGGUGGAAAAAUUCAAAAAAUCUCAACAUAUUCUGGAUGCUCUUCAUGCAAAAUAUAAAACUGAAACGGGUGCUACUGUAGUUGGCGAUACUGAUUGGGGUCAUUUACAAAUUGAUGCUACUAGUUUAUUCUUAGUUGCUUUGGCUGAUAUGACUACAAGUGGUUUACAUAUUGUUUAUACUCAAGAUGAAGUAGAUUUUGUUCAAAAUUUGGUGUUUUAUAUUGAACGUGCCUAUCGUACACCUGAUUUUGGUAUUUGGGAGCGUGGUGAUAAGACAAACAAUGGUCAACCAGAAUUGAAUUCUUCCUCUAUUGGUAUGGCUGUGGCUGCUUUGAAAGCUAUCAAUGGUGUCAAUCUAUUUGGUACUCGAGGUGGUCCUGCAUCUGUGAUCUACGUUCUUCCUGAUGAAUUGACUCGGAAUGCAACAACCUUGAAUAGUUUCUUACCUCGUGAAUCCAACUCGAAAGAAAUCGAUGGUUCUGUAUUAUCAGUCAUUGGAUUUCCUGCUUUUGCUGUAGAUGAUCCUGCUCUCAUUGAACGCACCCGUCGUGAAGCCAAGGAAAAACUAGAAGGAAAAUAUGGUUGGAAACGCUUCUUACGUGAUGGACAUCAAACUUCUGUCGAAGAUACAACCCGACUUCAUUACAAUAAUAGUGAACUCAAGAUCUUUGAAAAUAUCGAAUCAGAGUGGCCAUUAUUUUUUACCUAUCUUGUGCUAGAAGGUCUUUUUACUGGUGAUGAUGAUCAAGUGGAAGAAUACCGUGACAAACUCAAACAUGUAGUAAUCGAUUCAAGUGAUUGGGAUCCUGAGAAUCCAAAGGCGCCUACCUACAAUGUUGAUGACAAUGGUCCUACUUCUCGACAACAUGACAGCAAUACAUUACAUUUACCCUUGGUGCCUGAAUUGUAUUAUGUUCCUUGUGACAAGAUUGAAGCAGAACGUGCUCAUCCAAAUUCUCAAGAACGUAUCCCUAAUGACAAUACUCCCUUGGUAUGGGCUCUUUCUCUUUAUAUUCUUGGAAAUUUGAUUUAUGAAAAUCUUCUAUCUCCAUCGGAAAUGGAUCCUUUGGGUCGUCGAUAUAAUGUACAAGGUCAAACUCGUGAUACCAUGACUCAAAUUGUUCUUUUGGCUGAAGAUGAAGAAUUACAAAGUGCUCUUGCUACUUAUGGUUUGGAAACUCAAACAAUCAGUCAAAUCUCUCAACGGUUCACCAUCCUUCCUCCUCGUGCUUUAGCUGAUGUUUAUCAUUCCUUAGGUCAUAAUACAAAACUAGGUUUGACUGGUCGUCCAAAAAGACCUGUUGGUGUAUUGGGAACUUCUAGAUUGUAUCGUAUGGAAGGUCAUAUUUAUGCCUUUACACCUUAUUUUAUGGAUAAUGAAGCCUUCUAUCUCAAUGCGGAUCCUGAUUUAUUGGUGUCUACUUUUGAAAGUGAAUUGGCUUUCGCUCGCGACAAUUGGGCUUUUCCGGGACGUCCUACUCUUACAGUGGUGUUGACUAAGGAUAUGAUUAUGGGUAAUCUCAAUACAAGUGUUGCCUUCCCUACCGAUGCUUCUCGCAAGAAUCUUCUCAACUUUUUUAUGAACCUUCGAUCUGGUGUAUGUAACAACGGUGUCCGUGUUCGUCUUUGUAGACUUGCAGAAACUCUCAAUACAAGUAACAUUGCGUCACUUGAUUUCUUGUUGGAAAAGGCAAUGGAUGAUUGGCAAAAUAUUCUGACGGAUCAUCAAAUGGAGAAGGGUUCCUGUCGUCGUUUAGGAUUCAAUGAAAAUCAAACACAAGCAAGUACUCCUGGUGCUCCUGGUACACCCAAACGAAGAAGUAAUUCUUUCCAUGGCAAGGUUUUGGGUACUCCUUUGGACAAAUUACAUGAUGAAGGUUAUUUCCAGGAUAUUGCAGCUGUUUUGGAAAAUAUGGACAAGAAUCAACAAGUUUUUAGACUGAAGGAUCAUGAAGCUGGAAGUCCAAAGAUCACCUCUGAACAACCGGCAGUAGUGAUGACACCUCCCAAGGUGGAAAUAAUCAACAAUCAGUAUGAUAACUCUAUUAACGAUGAACCAGGUACUUAUACCGAAAGCGCUCUCUCCCUUACUCUUGGUGAUCGCUCUCAAUUCAACGAAGCAAUAGCAAGCCUCAAGAGUUCCGUCAAUCUCUAUGAUCAAGUCGAUCUCCUCCAUUACCUUGCCUCGUGUGAAAGUAUCGAUUAUUACAUUGGUGAUCUACAAGCUACAAUUCGUACCCUUUUGGAAGAAGUGUAUCUCAAAGCCGUUCAUCUUCAGUAUUGGUCUAUUGCACGUCAAGCAUCUGGUCUUCUUCGUAAAGUGGUACCUUCUUUAACAAUCAAUAUCACAGAUUUGGUGAUUCGACAGAAACAAAUUUCCAUUGGUUCAGGACAACAUGAAUAUUUGAUCUCAAGACCUGUUGGGCCAGAUACAGUGGGUGAAAUGAUUAGCAAGCAUUGUACGGAUGAUGUGCGUGAAGGACCUGUGGUGCAAGAAAUUUUGAUCUAUCUUGGUGGUUUUAUUCGGAGCAAUCCCAACAUGUUUGAUGGUAUUUUACGACUUCGAACGCAUUACAUUAUUAUUGCUCUCCGUGAAGAAAUUCGACGUAUCAACGACUGUAAUGAAGAAGAAGCCAUUGAACACUUGAUGCAAUUAUCACCUUUUGAACUACAAUCUCUUCUCGGAACCAUCUUAUCUGGACCAAGUUUAUGCAAGGAUGCCGAUGUGCUGGUACGAGAUCGUGCUGCUGGGCUUCUCAUGUUGAACCGUGCUUUGGAAUCAAGACGAUCUAGUAUUGUCGAAGAUAUGAACGAAAUGGUAAACUCUAUCAAAAUACAUACAAAAGAAGUGGAAGAAAACAACAGCAACGAUGAUGAUGACCGUCGUGAUAUUCCUGUCAACAAACAAAGUCCAUCCGUGGUGAUCCGUGCUCAAUCAGCAGGUUAUAACGCAGGCAACUUUGCCAAGGUAGAUAUCAAUGGUAAUACAGUUAUGGCCAGUUCUCGGGGUGUACAUGUAUGGGCAGUGACACGACAAGACAAGAUGAUUUUGGAACAAGCAUCUUUUGAUACACAUAUUUCUUUUGAAGAAAGUGCCAAUUUCGUCAAGUUUAUUCAUUGGCUCAAAGAUGAUAUGGUCAUUGUUAUUGUUGUACGCGAUGAUUUUACUGAACAUCUUACUCCAGAGGCUAUUGAUCUUUUGGAAGUCUUGGGUAGCAAAACCAUUCGACAUGUCAAGUAUCGUGAUUCCUAUGUCCUAAUUACACAAAAAGGUGAUCCGGAAUCAGCACUUGAAGAACAUAAAUCUGCAUCAGAUGGACCGACUGAUGUACUCGAACGUCAAUUCUCUUUGCUCAACACUCAACACAAUGAAGCCAUUACUGAAAAGAAUAUUCAUCGAUUGUUUCCUACUUCCAAUGGACGAUGGUUGCGACGACGUAUGAAUGACGGUGCAUUGAACCGUGUACCAACCGACUUUUUCCCUCAAACAUGGACAGUAUUGGAUAAAUGUCAUGGUCUUGUGAUUGGAGAUCAUUGUUUACCUCGCGACCCUACAGUAUUUGACAAGACACCAGGAGAAUUCAACUUUGCAUUGGCAGUGGAAAGCUUCUUGGGUUGGUUUGCAGAUCCAGCACAACGACAGAUAGCGGUAGAAAUUCUUUCCUUGACUCACAAGGUGAUCACUGAACAACAAUUGGUAGAAAAUGGAAAAAUGAUGCAAGGUAACGUGGAUAUCCCAGCUAUAAUUGAAGAUGCCCAAGCAACAUUUUGGUCAACAUGGGUGGAGAAGAACAAGGAUCAAUUAAAACACCUCUACAUCAAUAAGAACAGUAACAAGUAUUUUGAUUAUACGGAUCACAAGGAAUUGGCUAGACAUCUUUUCUAUGAUUUGCCUUUGGAUGGACAAGAAAGCACAUGUACUUAUCUCACUAAAAGUUUGGACCAUCUCUUACCAAAAGCAUACUAGACCAGUUUAUGUAUAUUUUCAUAGUUGCUUUUACC
Halteromyces radiatus is the source of this 4385-nucleotide messenger RNA. Its product is annotated as glycosyl hydrolases family 15-domain-containing protein. NCBI's taxonomy places the organism in Eukaryota, Fungi, Mucoromycota, Mucoromycetes, Mucorales, Cunninghamellaceae. The record is from RefSeq and is a predicted model, not a curated record. The transcript is spliced from 9 exons. Gene Ontology annotation, molecular function: calmodulin binding. Bases 76 to 4350 code for a protein of 1424 amino acids. Gene Ontology annotation, biological process: glycogen metabolic process. Gene Ontology annotation, cellular component: phosphorylase kinase complex.